Messenger RNA from Erpetoichthys calabaricus (reedfish), 2095 nucleotides. Its product is annotated as chemokine-like protein TAFA-5. Lineage: Eukaryota; Metazoa; Chordata; Cladistia; Polypteriformes; Polypteridae. The record is from RefSeq and is a predicted model, not a curated record. The transcript has 5 exons. The coding region runs from base 567 to 965 and encodes 132 amino acids.
AAGAGACUCGGACCUGUGGAGUGCAGAGCCACAAGCUGACGGGACCUGUCGCUGGAAAUCUAGAGGGUUCGGACCCCGUAUCGCGACCUGUGGAGCGUGGAUCUGUCACUUCGGACUUGGCACUUGGGGUCCAUCAGCACCGAGUUCUCUUUGUGGCUCAUUUGAAGGCUUAAUGGCAUGGAGCGCUGGGAUCUGAUGAUUUGAGCUCGGGGUUAUAAAGCACCCCACCCCCUACACAACCCGCCCCCCACCCCAGAUCCUGGAACGGCAGCACACUAACGGGCGCUUUUCUGCACUGAGGCGAGACCUCCGUGCAGCUGCGCCGGGAUGUUCUCAUUGGCGAGGCGAGCCGUAGCGUCUCCGCCGUCGCUGCUGCUGCAAGGCGCUCCAAGAAUGAGGGGGGACAGGUGAGCGCUGCGCCUCGGAUAUCGUGACACCUGCAGCCGCGCCUUGGGGAUUUCUACUUGCUUCUUCUCGCUUUCAAGAAGGAUGCUGUUGAGAGGCCUCACUUAGUGGAUGAGUUUCUAGUGUGCGGGUCUGUGCGGGAGUUCGGGGGGCUGGUGAGGAUGCAGGCGGGCCCGAGAGCGCUGUGUGCGGCCACUGGAGCGUCACUUUGCUGCCUUUGCCUGCUUUGGCUAAUCUACGCGCAUUGGUUACGAGAAGGUCAGCUGGCGGUGGGGACAUGUGAAAUCAUCACUCUGAACAGAGACAGCAGUCAGCCAAAAAGGAUGAUUGCCAGGCAGACAGCCCGCUGUGCCUGCCGAAGAGGGCAGAUAGCAGGGACCACUCGGUCAAGACCUGCCUGUGUGGAUGCUCGAAUCGUUAAAAGCCGGCAGUGGUGUGAGAUGACGCCCUGCUCAGAAGGAGAGAUCUGCAGUCUGCUGUUCAACAGGUCUGGCUGGACGUGCAGCAAAGGAGGAGGAAGGAUGAAGACGGUCACGCCUCUACCCAAGGAGCCAUCUUAAGCUGCUGAGGGGAGGUUUCCUGACCGCACGAAGACAGAUGGAGGCACUCAUCACACACAGCAUCACAUCUUCACACACCUGAAUCCUGAAUCUUGACCGCAUGGGAAGGACUUCAUCUGGCUGGAGCUCAGGCCCCAUCACAGUCCCACUGUUCAAUGCUUUGGACGGAGGCAGCAGUGGAAUGGACCUGCCCAGCUCUGCCCAGUGGAGGAAUCACUGAGGAAGCUCAGUUUAUGCAGACUGUGGAGCAAUGAAUGGUCAGCAAGUCUGAGUUGCUCACAAGAGCACCCCCUCCUGGUUUGUUGUGGACUGAGUUGGCUGCACGCACCACGCUGGCACAAAGAAAGACAUUCAGUUGGGCUGAAGAACUGAACAUUUUUUCUGAAGCAGAUGCAGCUAUUACUCUUCAAUGGGGGGGUGGGUGCACAUUUUGAGGGGCUGGUGACCUGGAGAGCGGCUUUUAUGUGGUGCAUGGCUACGAGAAACUUUUUGUUUGUUUGUAUGUUUUUUUUUUAUUGACAUUGUCACCUGCUCAGAAUGUGUGGUGUUCAGCUGGGGUUGGGGGGAUACUGGCCACUUCUUCUUUCUGAUCAUUGGCCAGCUUUCCAUUGUACCUGGCAGGCCUCUGAACUGGGUUGGCAGACUUUUUUGGGGUGGGAGGUUUCCCCAGUUCCCCAGUUCUCCAGUGUAGGAGCAGGCUGAUAACAUGGUAUACCAAGAUGAGGGUGAUCUGAAGCACCAUUUUAAACCCUGUGCGCAAACAAAGUGAUGGUGGUUGUGCCCAAGUAACAAGCACAUGAGACCAAAGUUGUGCCCAAGGGGUAGGUAAAAUGUCAACACUGCCUCUUUACUCGAGUGUCAAAUGUUGAGGUCGAGACAAUGGAUGUGAAAGUGUGAAUGGGUCCCACCAUCAGCCUUAAUGCCAAUCUCACCAGCCUCCUGCUUAGUCCUACGUCAGAACUUGCUGACCUGUUUGCUUCAAUUCCAGUCUCCUAACAGAAGAUGGCCUGCAAUUCCGGGAGAGUAUAUGCAUCUACUCUGCUCUUAAUUAAUGAGCACAGAAAGGUCUGAUGGUGGGCAGGCACUUAUACCUUGGAAACAUUGACCACAAAAUAAUGAUUAAAACAAAA